This is a messenger RNA of Helianthus annuus (common sunflower), 966 nucleotides long. Its product is annotated as formin-1-like. The coding region runs from base 1 to 744 and encodes 247 amino acids. Lineage: Eukaryota; Viridiplantae; Streptophyta; Magnoliopsida; Asterales; Asteraceae. The record is from RefSeq and is a predicted model, not a curated record. The transcript is spliced from 4 exons.
AUGGCUAAUCUUGGAGGAGACAAGAAGUCUUCCCCACACAGAUGUGGCCUAGCCUCUUCAAAACUCUUCAAGCUCCACUUCUCAACCUGCACAUCUUCAAACCUCAGAAACCCUAGCCCCAUCUCCACUUCUCCAACAGAGAUCUCACCUCCUCCGCUUCCCCCUCCACCUCCGCCACACCUCCGCCUCCCCUCCGCUACCCCCUCCACCUCCGCCACACCUCCGCUACCACCUCCACCUCCGCUACCACCUCCACCUCCGCUACCCCCUCCACCUCCGCUACCCCCUCCACCCCCGCCGCACCUCCGCUACCCCCUCCACCUCCGCCGCACCUCCGCUACCCCCUCCACCUCCGUCGUUCACCCAUCUCCACCUCUGCCGUCGCGUUUUCCCCUCAACUGCUGCCUUCGUUCACCCAUCUCCACCUCUGCCAUCUCCGUCGACAAACUCCUCAGUCUUCUUCUUGCAGAGUGUAGAGGUUUGGUCCACCUCUUCUGGUUCAGAUGUCUACAGAUGUGGUCCGCAGACUGCAGACAUUUUACCUCUGAAAAAACAAACAGCACCUUAAUCUCUUAUGAAAAGAAAAGGAAAGAAAAGUGUUUUGAAAAGAUAAGGACGUGUACUUUGCAAGAAUAUGUGCCUCUCGAGUCUCCACUCUCGUAUGCAGUAUGCAGUGACGGAUCCAGCCUUGUUUUGUGGGUUUACAUAAACUCCCUCGGUUUGGAAAUUGAUGGAAAAAAGUAAUGAAAAUCUUGUAUGAUUUGAAAAAAAAAAAAACGAGCUAGAAUCUACCAAAACAAACCCAUUGAAAAAAGUUUCUGGAUCCACUACUGCUCAUAUGCCCAAUAUCCCAAUAUUAUGCUAAUUCAUAAGCCGCACUCCACGGUUGCCCAUUAACAUGAACAAUAUAAGAUAUACUCUUAAAUUAAACAUUUUAAGUUCUAUAAGAGUUGAUUUACUCAAUCA